ACCUUAUUUAUAAAAUUAUCGGUCGGCAAUAAUAUUUGUACAACAAUAAAAAUAAAUAAAGUAAACAGUCAGGAUGGUUUGUGAUCGUUGUGAAGCAAAAUUAUCUAAAAUUGCAACACCAGAUCCUUGGAAAGCAGAUUCAGGAAAGCGAAAAAUUAAUGAAAACAAAUUUUUGUCAACCGCAAGAGAUAGGCAUAAUCCGAUUGCAAAGAGCCUAGCUCCUUGUAGGAUUUGUCGACAGAAAGUUCAUCAGAUUGGCUCACAUUAUUGUCAAGCAUGUGCAUAUAAAAAAGCAAUAUGUGCUAUGUGCGGAAAAAAACUACUUGAUACAAAAAAUUACAAACAAAGUUCAACGUAAAAACAUCCUUUUAUUUGCUUAUUACUAAUAUAAAUAACAAAACAUGUGGAUUUAAUUAUAACGUAAUAUAAUAUUAGUACAGAUUUUAUUAAGAA
Messenger RNA from Ceratitis capitata (Mediterranean fruit fly), 453 nucleotides. Its product is annotated as cysteine-rich PDZ-binding protein. Lineage: Eukaryota; Metazoa; Arthropoda; Insecta; Diptera; Tephritidae. Gene Ontology annotation, molecular function: microtubule binding; PDZ domain binding. Bases 74 to 358 code for a protein of 94 amino acids. Gene Ontology annotation, cellular component: dendrite. The record is from RefSeq and is a predicted model, not a curated record. Gene Ontology annotation, biological process: cytoplasmic microtubule organization. The transcript has 2 exons.